Messenger RNA from Corticium candelabrum, 1037 nucleotides. RefSeq lists its product as uncharacterized. The record is from RefSeq and is a predicted model, not a curated record. The transcript has a single exon. Lineage: Eukaryota; Metazoa; Porifera; Homoscleromorpha; Homosclerophorida; Plakinidae. Bases 24 to 857 code for a protein of 277 amino acids.
UAAGACGCCGGUGCCAGUGCAAGAUGCCUGCGACUAAAGUUUUGCAAUCUUUCGUCGUUAUUGUUCUCAUUGCGUUUGGGCCCAAAGGCUCCGAAGCUUGUGAUUCAUCGAUUUGCUGCUGCGUUACUAGCGGUACGGUCACGCAGGUAGCAAAUAAGCUCGAGGUAGUAGUCGACGUGUACGGUCGAUGUACCAAUGGAGUCGUGACGGUGAGCAAUCUAUGUACCGUCUACAGCAACACGGUGUGCGUUGACGACCUAAACAAUCCCGACUUUGCUAUCUACAAAAGCGGAACUACCGCGCACGUUGUCAGAGACUUCGACUACGACGACUGUGACGCACAGUUCGGGUGUCAGUCGGGAUCGUGCGCCACUGCUUCUGCUGGUUGGGAAGGAACGUACAGGGUAACGACCGACAUUCCCUCCUUGGCUCGAAACUGCGAUCCCGAACAGUGCUGUUGUGCCAAAUCGGUUUCUGCGUCUGGCAGCGGUUCAGAUCUCACGCUUUCAAUUACUCCGACUGCUAACUCUACAAGAUGUCCGUACGGAGACAGAAGUUUCGACGUCGAUUGCAACGUGUUGGGCAAUCUGUAUCUCGUCUGUCGGGAUAGCCUUACCGGCUUUCAAAUUCUGAUGAAGAAGAAGAGCUUGAACGAAGGGACAAAUUAUGUGUUUGUAAACAAUGACGCUUGCAACGCCGUGUUUGAGUGUGAAAGUGAAGACUGCAUGAACAGCGGAUUUGCAGGACAGUAUCAAUCCGUCAAGCAAGCUGACAACGGCGGAGGCUUUAAGACGGCGUCUAAAUUUGUCAUUGCAGUUGCUCUUACUGCCGUUUCUAUUAUCUGGGGUUCGUAUUAGCUACUCAGUAACGGUGGUCAGGAACAAAAAAAAUUAAAGUGCUAAUUGCAUCAUUGAUUGUUAGUUGAUUCAAUGUCUUUGUUGUCGAUUAAGGUUGGAACACGUACUGAUUAUUGCUGGCUAAUAUGCUGCAGUCCAGAUUGAUCCCUAUGUGUGUAUAGCUAUAGUAGCUAGUUUCGA